This is a messenger RNA of Haliotis rufescens (red abalone), 3498 nucleotides long. Its product is annotated as protein MON2 homolog. The coding region runs from base 598 to 3183 and encodes 861 amino acids. The record is from RefSeq and is a predicted model, not a curated record. Lineage: Eukaryota; Metazoa; Mollusca; Gastropoda; Lepetellida; Haliotidae. The transcript has 17 exons.
AUUUUUAGCAUUGCCUUCGUGUACCAGGCUUGUGAAGCGGAAGUGCACUGGGAGAAAUGGACAAGCCAUUUUAUUCAAUACUGAACUCCAUUUAACCUCUUAACCAUUAUGAUAAAGCCAAAUUGAGGCUGUUUUGAAGAAAAGAUGGCUCCAGCCUAACAAGUUAUUUGCAAGAUGGCAGUCAAGAUGAAUGAACUGGAUCUUUGUCAACUUAUCGCGUUUCCUAACUGGGAACUUAUGACUUGUCAACUUGACUUUUAUUCCAGCUCACACACACACACAUACAUUUUAUGUAUUAUUCAAUAUUGUGAGAGAUCAUACUGUUUUGUUGAAUGUCAUAUAAUUAUGUAUCAUAUGAAUAAGUGGAUUAUAUGUUUGUUUUAUUGUUUGAAAAUUUCCUUUAAAAUUGACUAAAGAUGAGCAAAAAGAAAUAUUCUAAAAUUGACUCCUAGUUUCUGGGUACUUGUUUGAAAGGAAAUUUUCAGACAUUUUUAAAUGAAUACUUGAGUAGAUAUUUUUAUUGCUUAAGAUACUGUUAUUGUGUAUAAAUAUGUAACAUUAUGUUCGUCUUAGGUUUGUCAGCAUCCCUAUGCUGGUAUGAGGAGUUGGGGAGCCGAGGCUGUCACAGCCUUAGUGAAAGCAGCGCUUAUGUUCAAAUAUGAACCGCCACUGCAUGGCAAUCUUAAGCUGCAGUCCACCAUCAUGGCGCCCCUCCAGGAGUUGUCCGUCAUCAAUCAGGGCGACGUCAGACAGAAACAGCUGGAGUGUGUCCAUCAGAUCCUUCACAACAAUGGCGACACGCUGUCCCAUGGCUGGCCUCUUAUCCUGGGCGUCAUCGGUGCCGUCAACAACCAGCAGGGGGAGAAGCUGGUUCAAAUGGCAUUCCAGUCUCUCCAACUCGUUGUGACGGACUUCCUGCCCAUAAUCCCAAGCAUCUAUCUGCAGGUGUGCGUGGACGUUGCUGCCAAGUUUGGUCUACAGAACCAGGAACUCAACGUCAGUCUCACCGCCAUCGGGUUGCUGUGGAACAUCUCGGACUUCUUCUACCAGAAUCGGCAACGAAUCAAACAGGAACUGGAUGAGAACUUGUCGGAGUCGGAGCGCAACAAGCUCGGGAUGCUCCCAUUUGACGCUCUGUGGAUGUGCUUGUUCUCCAAGCUAGGUGACCUGUGUGUUGACCCGCGACCAGCGGUACGCAAGAGUGCUGGCCAGACUCUUUUCUCCACCAUCUCAGCCCAUGGCGCCUUACUGCAGCAGGAGACAUGGAAGAAAGUCCUAUGGCAGGUGCUGUUUCCCCUGCUGGAGCGGGUGCAGAAGUUCUCCAGCAGUGCAUCAACUAUCAAGGAUGAGCUGUCGACCGGCAACAUUCUCAUCCACCACUCCCGCGACACCGCGGAGAAGCAGUGGGCGGAGACGCGCGUCCUCACACUGGCCGGGGUAGCCAGGACCUUCAACUCCAAGAGGAAAAUAUUACAACAGCUUGGUGACUUCCCCCGAGCCUGGUCCCUGCUGCUGGACCACAUAGAAUCCGCAGCCAUGUGCCCCAAUGCUGAGGUCUCUCUGGCAGCCCUGAAGAGCUUCCAGGAGAUCCUGAUAAACAGAGAUCCAUCUAAACCUGAAGAUCUCCAGGACCUGACCUCUGACUUUAUCCAGCCUCCCCUCGAGGAGGUCAUCAACCGAACUGGUGACGUCAAAUCACACACCCAAACAAAAGCUUCGGAAAACACUACCGACUCGGACAGUGAUCUUUCUCUGUGGAUGGCAGCCUGGAAAGUCUGGUUGAAUAUUGGCCAGAUCGCAACACAACCUCCAGAGAAUGUGGACAAGUCACAAAAAGUUUAUGUCCCUUCGCAACAUUUCUUGACGGCUCUUCUUCAAACUUUUCCAGCUCUUUUCAUGCACAUCAAAAUCCGUUUUGUGACUGCUGACUUACACAAGUUGUCGACGGUGUUGCGGCGGGCGCUGUCCGUGCCUGUGCAGGGGGAAGCCUCGCCGUUCAUUAUCCCAACGUAUCCUGAUGUCAUCAUUACACCACUACAAGAAACUGGCCUUCAAGUGGUCGAUGUUCUCAUCAGGACGGUGAAGACCGGCCCAGACUCUAUGCAGUCCAUGUACCCUGACAUCUUCAACCAGCUUCUGACCUUCAUCCAGUAUGGAGUCCGAGCACCAAAGUAUGGUGGCAUAGAGACAAAGGCUUUCGGCACAGUCAAGGGGCCACAGGUGGACUGGGUAACCAUGAACUUUGUUCCCUUCUCUGAAAAAGCUGUGGAGAUGGUGGUUGAUCUGUACCGACAAAACGCCAAACACCCGGCUGUCAUCAACGCCCAUGUUCUCCAGAACAUCAUCAAGACAUUCCGCCUGCCCCUGGGGUUGAAGUACAGCUGCCCCGCCCCGUCGACCUGGAUGUUGGUCAUCAACUCCCUCUUCACCAUCCUCAACAUCGGACUCCCCGUCGCCAGGAAACAUGAUGCUGCUUUUACUGCGAUGUGGGAGGACCUGUCAGGGGCGUUUGAAGACUUCCUCUUCUCUAAAAACCCCUCACCGCCCACUCUAUCCGUGGAGGACUUUCAGAGGGAUGAGGCCAUCGACUGCAAGGUUGUGCAGGUGAUCCGAGACGACAUCCUCCCCUACGCCAACAGCAUGCCCCAGGACUUCGUCGUGAGGGUCAUGGACAUCCUCAACAAGGGAUCCAUUCAUUCUGCAACAUCCGAUACUUUCAUAGAUACAGAAUCUAGUCGCAAGCUGAGAGAGGAUUUUGCCAAGACCUGUUUUGAAACACUUCUCCAGUUCUCCUUCGUCAACAAGAAGUCGGAGUCGGAGGAAGGGUCCAUCACGAAGCUGGCGGUCCUGUCUCUCCUACAGCGGUGUCAGGAGGUCGUCAAGAAGUAUGUGGAGGACGAGAGGCUCAGCGGGAAGUGUCCUUUACCAAGGCCAAGAUUAGCUGAGAUGUCAUCAGUUCUGAAGGCUAUCACAACAUUACUCCAGUCUCUCAAGAGGGCUCCCGUCAAAAACAUAGAGGGCAGCGUAUGGCAGCAGGUGAUUCAGUUGUUCCCGUCUCUGGUGGAGUGUACCACGUCCUCCUCCCCACAGGUGUGCAAGGCUCUGAAAGAGGCGCUACAUGAGUACCGGGAUCUCCUGGCUCCUCCCACCCCCACCGUCCAUAAUGGAAUGUACCAGAAAUAGUGUCACAGUAUGCUAGUGAUGUCUGUAAGAUCUUACGGCCAUUGACCGAUACAGUUUCAGUCAGAUGUUGAUUCAGCAAACCAAUUUUCGAAAUUCCGUCAGAAUGAAAUAACAAUGUCUAGGGAUUGAAUUUGAAAUAAAUCACUGACUUUUGGACUGGCAAAAUUGAAUAGUAUAUCAAUCACCUACGUAUUUGACGUAAUAAGCGCCCCGCUCUAAUAAGCGCCCACGGCGAUAUUUGCUAAUAUAUUGGCUAGUGAACAAUCCCAAUAAGCAUCCCUUCCAAUUGAUCAAUGUACACAAGACUUAUUUAUU